Messenger RNA from Contarinia nasturtii (swede midge), 4232 nucleotides. Its product is annotated as myb-like protein P. NCBI's taxonomy places the organism in Eukaryota, Metazoa, Arthropoda, Insecta, Diptera, Cecidomyiidae. The record is from RefSeq and is a predicted model, not a curated record. The transcript is spliced from 8 exons. Bases 308 to 4003 code for a protein of 1231 amino acids.
ACAUAACAUAAGUGAAGCCAAUUGAGUAAACACGCAAAAUAUUAUGACUGCAGUUCUAUCGAUUUGAAUUGCAAAGUUUCUUUCUUUAUCAACGUUUUUGAGAAGUGUUUGUGUAUUUUGUUGAAAACAAAACAAUUAACUAUCGUUUAUAGACUGAAUGGUAUGCUGUUAUUCCAUCGUAUUUUCAGAAUACUACUAGCGUGAGAUUUUAGUAUUCGAAUGCAUUGGUGAGACGCGUGCACCGCAUUCAAACGUUCGAUAGUGUAUUUUCAUCUGUAUAAAAGCAAAAUCACAAUAAAACAUCAAUAUGAACUGGCAUGGUAAUACUUUGGAUACACGUCCGCUAAACCCGGUCAAUCAGAAUAAAAUUAGACAGAUGUUCGCUAGGGAAAAUUUGGAUACAUAUAAUUUGGAUGGUAACUCAGAUUCGGAUCAUAGUGUCGAUGCAUGUUUGGAUGACACAGGAGUGUCUGAGUUAGUUGGUUGGGCGGUAAAAAAGAAUAAAGGAACCAAUCUUGAUCCAGAAAUUCGAAAACGACCAGUAAAGGUUUCAAACAGUCCACUUUCUGAUUAUAAUGUCGAAUGGACUCGAAUGAGUCAUACAUCUGAUUCAUUCACACCGUCGUCACUGUCAAACCUAAGUCUUCCGUCAAAUCCUACAAAUCGAUCAUGGACAUUUAGCACACCACAACAAAAUCGAAGAAGUCGAACCAGCUCAAGAACACCGGCAGCCAUUGUACGCGAUAGAAUGAGAAAAUCCGUCGAUCGAAUUCGUUCGCCAAGAAGAACCACGAAAUUCAAAGGAGAUAUGAUUCCGAACACUUUUCUACCGACAAAUUUCAGCACACCAGUUGGAACAAAUAAAAAACGAGCGUCUGUCUUUGCCACCAAAGAACGACAUACUGAAAAAGCAGAUAACGACCAAGAAGUCAGCUCAUCGAACGGAGAUGCUCACGAAAAAGAUGCUAGAACACGAACAAUGAACUCAUCAGAUAAAACGCUAACAAACGAUAGCAAUAAAAACAAUGAACCAGUAUCGACAUCAAUUCGAGUACCAGAAACACAACCAAACGAUACUAUAGUUCCGGAAACGCAACCAAAUGACACUGCAAUCCCAGAGACGCAACCAAACGAGACGGUAAUUCCCGAAACUCAAGAAAACGAAAUACCAGAUUCACAAAACGAUCACGAAAAUAAUCCAGUGCAAGCACAGGUUACACAACAGAAUACAGACCAGCAGGCAGCGCCUCGAAGCAAUAAUUUGGUGUAUAGCACACAAAAACUUCAACCACAUCCAUCGAUUCGAGAUAAAUCACCGAUGACAACACCAUCGAAAUACGUGCCAUCAUCAACAACACCAGGCCGAAAUCUAAUGUCAAGAACUCCAUCUCGUAUUCCAGUAUCGAAGAUAUUCAGAGGAAUUGUCCACACGCCGAGAUCAAAUAUUGGUGAUGCAACGCCAGCUAGUUCAAAGAAUGGCGGAUGGCGUCAUGACUUUAUCGUAGUGCAAACGCCAACCGCAAAUCAACAAACGCAACCAAUAUCAACACCAGCAACAGUAGUUCCACCACAAAAUGUCACGAUAAAUGUGAAUGUAAGCAAUUCACAUCCCCAAACAUCACAACCAUCGCAACAAGAACAACAACAAACAAAACAAACAACACACACGAUUCGUACAAAUAAUCCGCUUAACGAAAAUGGUCCAAACGCUGAAAAUGGAAGCAACGACAGUAUACUGACCAAUGAUAGCAAUUCGAACGAUGGUCACAAGAUGAUCAAUUCCGAUCGAUCCAAUACACCGAUUUUAGACCGUGGCAAUAUUUCGGCAAGACGCAAACUCUUUCCGAAAGACGAUCCAGAACAAUCCCGACGCGAUGGAACAACUUUCAACAAAAUUGACAAUUUAACGCGAACAAUUACAGGAGAUUCAAUUGCAUCGCCAAUGCGAACACGACAACGAAACUCGAACUUGAGUGCAAAGAGUGUGUCAAGCAUUAUGGUGCCAAGUUCGCAGACAUUUGUUAAACCAAAAACAUCAAUUCAAAAUGCAACCUAUGAUGUUGCAACAGAAAAUGGAUUGGCCCAACCAUCAAAUGACAUUCCAAACGUUGGAAUGAAUUCCACUGAAAAUUCGCAAGCACUGACAUCGUCAAGCCAUACUGGCGGUGAUACAUACAGUAUUAAUGAUGCAGCCAAUUUGCCAUCAGAAGCAUUUCUUGAGCCCAUCGCGGAUGAUGAAGGACAUGAAAAUGAUGUAGCCUUAAUCGAUCGAAAUGAUGAGCAACCAUCUGUGAACGAGCGCACAUCGCAACUAAAUCAAACCAAUUCUCUUUCAAAAGAAUUCAAUCCGGUUGUAAAAUUGAAUCGGAUUUCAAUGAGAAAUUCAACACGAAAAACAAUUGGUGAUUCAACUGAAAAUAUUUCAAAUUUGCACGCAAGUAAAUCGUACAUUCAACCGCCACCAUUUGAAUUUCAAAAUGAUGACGAUUUAAUAAAGGAGGGAUCACCACAAACAAGUUUGCGCAAUUUUAAUGAGCGUAUAUCUCAAAUUCGUCAAUUUUUACAGCAACAGAACCAGUCACUUGGUUUGAACAGUAACAGCAGCCGAGUAGGAAGGAAGCGAAUACCAAAAAAGAAAAAUGAAGAUUUAGAAGUUUUCGAAAAAAAUAUCGAAAAAAUCAAACAUAAGGAACCAUCGAAAAAACCAACGCCACGUCAACUUCGUUCGACUAUUUUUGAAGAUGAUGAUGAGACUGUUGAUGAAAAUAUCGAAACGACAAAAAGCAGUAAAAGUUCAUCGGCGGCCAAUGAUUCUGUAUUCAAAGUGCCAUCUGCGCCUGCAGUCCGGGUAUCAAAAUCAAGAUCAAUAAAUGUAACCAAAAACAACAGUGUCAAUGCAAACCAAUCAGUUUUGACAAUAUCGCAUGGGCCAGAGCAACAACACGAAUCACAACAAGAAGAACAAGAAAUGGAACACGAACCAAUUAAUGUUGAACCAAUGGAUGAAGAUGAAUUCAUUGAAAACAAUGAACCGAGUACAACAGAUCAAAGUGUACAAAAAGAACCAUCGCCAAAACGAAAGCAGAAAGCUCAACCGAAAGUUCGAACAAAUGCGACAAAAAAAACGAAUCAAACGACGGCGAAAGCAAAAAAACAAGUAGACAUUGCACCAGAAAAUGAAGUCACAUCAACCGAAGUUCCGACUACCAUGAGAAGAUCAGGCCGUGAUGUAAAAGCAAAUUCUUUGCAACAGUUCCGAAACGAACUUUAUAGCAGUGUGGUUAGUAAACCCACAACAAAACGAAAGUCAAGAGAACCAGUUCGACAUACGGCGCCUGUUGUUACAUUUCAAAACGAAUUCGAAAGUGAACCACCGAGAAAAAAACCUCGUGCACAAUCUGAAAUGGGGCAUAAACGUACCAAACGACCGUCAAAUAGUACACAUUCAAGUAGUAAAUCGACAAAAUCGAUGAAAUUGUCAACAAUCAAAGAAAGCCACGAAAAAGCAGAGAAGCAUCGCAAUGAUAUUACGCCAUUCCAAGAAGAAAUUCCGAUGCUAAUAAAGAAAAAAACGCUAUCGAAAGAAGACUGGUGGAAAGGCAUGCUUAAUCUCAAACAAAAAGAUCCAAUCAUACACAGUAUUAAAGACACCGAUGCUGAACACAUAAACAACAGAUUUGGUCAAAUUGAAAUAUCGUCAACGGACAAAAUUUCUUAUAUGGAAAGAGACGGUGUCGACUAUGGUUUUAUACCAUCGGCAUCACGGCAAACUGUUGGUUUUAUGCGAUUUAGGAGUGGAGCGUCUAAGGUUAAAGGACCAAGUCACGAGGAAGUGGAAUUGCAUGUGCUUAAAGGUGAAUUCCUCAUAGAAUGUGACGAUACCACCAUGGAUGCUUUUGCUGGUUGUGAUAUCACCGUUCCAAAGGGCGUAUCGUAUGGAUUGAAGAACGUUAGUGAUGACAUUGGUAUCAUCCAAUGCACAUAUGCAUUAUCAAUGUCAUGAACAUUUCUAUUAAGAUCACAUGUACAAAUAUUUGAUUUGGUUUUUUUUUCUUGUUUGGCUUUAUUUUUCUCUAUACACCUCAUAAAUUUAAGUUAAAAAUUUAAAGCCUUAUAAAAAUGCUCGUUCAUGAAAUAUAAAUUAAAAUCUACUUAGAUUUUAUCGUUGAAAGUUUUUGCAGUGAAUUUAAAAUUCUGAAAUAAAAAUGAACUUAAGAAUAUUAUAUGAUGAG